Penicillium riverlandense is the source of this 1422-nucleotide messenger RNA. RefSeq lists its product as uncharacterized. The record is from RefSeq and is a predicted model, not a curated record. The coding region runs from base 1 to 1422 and encodes 473 amino acids. NCBI's taxonomy places the organism in Eukaryota, Fungi, Ascomycota, Eurotiomycetes, Eurotiales, Aspergillaceae. The transcript is spliced from 2 exons.
AUGUCCAUCAUUGACCGGCUACCCCAGAUGGCCCUCCAGACUGCCGGGCUGGAAAGAGACUACGAAAAGGCGGCUGCAGCAUCGGCGCGUCUGCUGGAUGCCGAGCGAGAUCGGGUGCGGCGCAUGGAGCAUUUGUUGCUUCAGUUCGAGCGGGACGCCCUGCGCUCGCAGUUGGACCAGGCCAAUGAACAGGCCCUCCGACUGGCCAAGGCAGAGUCCGACACCUGUCUGCAGCUCGGUGAAGCGUGUAUGGAAAUCGACCGACUCGAGCAUCAUGUGCAAGCCUCGUCUGCGGAGAUAGAAAGGCUUCAGAAGCAGCGUCUGUUACGAGAGACCGCCGCGCUUCGGACCGAAAUCGAACGGCUGCAGGCGCAGAACUCAUCCUAUCAAGCCCUCGUUGCGGAAAAACGCGAACUGGAGCGACAGUUCAAUUCACUCGAAGUCGAACUCGAAAAAGAAAGACAUGCUCACGGGCGUACGCAGACCAAGGCAUCCCAGCAAGCACAGGAGCUUGCGAAGGUCACCGCACGCGUCGAGGAAUUGCGCAGCGAGCUGGCACUCGAAGCGCGGGCUCAACAGCAACAGGAUAGAGAUAGCCGCCAGCAAGGGUGGGAGAGUCAACGAGCAGUACUAGAAGGGAAGAUCGAGAGCCUGAAGAAACAAUUGCGGUCGACUAAGACUAAGUUACAAGAGGCCCAGGAAGACUUGCAGCACCGGCGCAGCAUGAUAAUGGAGGCGGAGGAAGCAUCGGAUUCGCGAUCUCGGAUGGUGCCCCUCCAGCGGGCUGCCCCAGAUUACCCUGCUGCUAUGACCAUUGCCACCCCCGGAGCGGUUCGAGUACAAGAAAAAGUGAAGAGACCCCCGGUGUUGCCGGGCGAGAAAUCCGCAUUUUCCAUUACUCCAUUUCUCAACCGCACCGGGGCACCGUCAGAGUCCCCAAACAGUUCUGUAGCCGAGGCGGACGAGAUCCAUCUGUCUGCAGAUGAAUCGCAGAUAUCAAUUGUCAAAUAUCAUGCGAGCAGCCCGGAUAAAAAGCGCACCGCAGCCCCCGUUACCUCCACUAAGAAUCUGGGGCAAAGAUCCGAGGCCGGCCAAGGCAAGUCUGUCCUGAACGCAUCUCGCAAGGAAACAAAGAGACCGGCCAGCUGCCUGGGUGGUCCGGUGCAGACGCGAGAUUUCGACGACGAGCUUCCCGAUCCGCCGGCGGAAAACGGGAUGGUGAAACCCAAGAAGCGCAAGCUGGGCGCUCAACGAGAUCGGAGUCUAUUUGAUGACGAGGAGGAGGAAGAGCUCGAGAUCCGAAAGCCUGGGCGCAAGCUCGCCCUGGGGAAUUCGGCUGCCCCUUCGACCGGCGCAUCUCGAGCCCUUGGAUUUGGCGCACCGGUGGGAUUUUCACCACUGAAGCGAGACCGGAAACGAUAA